AUGUCCGCGCAAUUGUCGGACCGCCUGCGUUCUACUUCAAGGUCUGUGCAAAAUCGUACUACUCGAGACAGUCUGAUCGCGUCCAGUCAAACAUCAGAUUCUGUGCACACACUGAUAACAAACCUCGAUGCGUUUUCGCCAAACGAUCUGAAAGCCAUCGCCGACAGAAAGCACAGCAAGAGUGAUGCAUCAAAUACCCGUGUUUAUCAACCAUUAACCACCGAUGUGCAGGUCAGCCGGUCAGAUCAGUUAAAACCUGUUGACAUCAUCAGCUCGACCUUAGGCUUUCAAGAUAUGAACCAUCAAUUUUGGUGGGAUAGGACAGGAAAGCAGCUCGCAGAGCUGCUGCAUCGCGCUGGCUAUACCAAGUCUGCGCAGUAUACCGAGCUUUUGUUCUUUGCAAUCCACAUUGUUCCAGAACUAGGCGCUGCCCCCGACAGGAGCGGCCAUCUACGAUGGCGUACACCUCACACGCCUGACGGAACGCCUCUCGAAUUCAGCUGGGAAUGGGGACUCGAAGGCAAAGGCACCAUCCGCACUGGAUUUGAGCCGAUUGGUCCACUUGCCGGGACAGAUAUCGAUCCUUACAAUCGACAAGAGACUGACGUUUGGAUCAAACAUCUCGAAGUCCAAGUCGACCGUGCAAAAUUGGCGAGGAACGACUUAUUCGAGGUCGCGCCUAUGGGUGGUACUUUCGUCAUGCGAGAUAUUGCCAGAAGUGGACCGAUGGUGAAGGCAUACAUGUACCCUGGCCUCAAGGCCAAAGAACUGAAAAUCUCCAAAUCCGAUGUCGUCUUCCGUGCGAUCAAAGCUCUCCCGGCAGAACAAUACGCCUCUUUGACCUUCGAGCCGCUUCGAGAUUACCUUGAGGAAGCCGCCUGUAAGUGGAACAUGGAGAUCCACAUAUUCUCCUUUGACCUCAUCUCGCCGAAGAACUCAAGGGUCAAGAUCUACACCCGCGCGCCAAAUACAAGUUUGGAGUACCUCAUGGACGCGCUGACUAUUGGAGGGCGCAAUGACCUGUCCAUGUACAGCGAGCAGGUUAUUCAAGAUGUUCAGGACUUCUGGAACACCUUCACUGAUGGGGCGCCGGAAAUACUGCCGCAAGACGGAUCAGCACGUGGCCCGGGCUUCUACUUCACCACGCAAGCCGGCAAAAUUCCGACGCCCAAGGUGUACAUCUCCCCAGGCCCCUUCUGCAAGAACGACAUGGAGGUACUCGCGCGUCUACGCCGCUACUUCUCGACGAGACGAGAUGCUGAGAGGAUGCUACCGCAGAUGGAUAACUAUGAGAUAGCGUUGAAGGCGAUUUACUUCCUCAAAGACUUGGCUACCCACAGUGGAUGUCAGCUGCCCAUCCUUCGGCUGUGA
This is a messenger RNA of Didymella exigua CBS 183.55, 1371 nucleotides long. RefSeq names its product aromatic prenyltransferase. The transcript has 3 exons. NCBI's taxonomy places the organism in Eukaryota, Fungi, Ascomycota, Dothideomycetes, Pleosporales, Didymellaceae. The coding region runs from base 1 to 1371 and encodes 456 amino acids. Gene Ontology annotation, molecular function: transferase activity, transferring alkyl or aryl (other than methyl) groups. The record is from RefSeq and is a predicted model, not a curated record. Gene Ontology annotation, biological process: alkaloid metabolic process.